Molecule: messenger RNA, 6111 nt
Organism: Porites lobata
Lineage: Eukaryota; Metazoa; Cnidaria; Anthozoa; Scleractinia; Poritidae
Source: the annotation of a GenBank genome assembly
AUGUUUUACUCAGUUGGUCAAUAUACCAAGUCUGAAGAGUACCUUCAGAAAGCACUAGUGAUCAAGAAAGAAAUCGGUGACAAACAAGGAGAAGCAUGUAUUUACGGAAAUCUGGGAGUUGUGUUUACAUCUGUUGGUCAAUAUACCAAGGCUGAAGAAUACCAUCAGAAAGCACUAGUGAUCAGGAAAGAAAUCGGUGACAAAGAAGGAGAAGUGUCAGAUUACGGAAAUCUAGGAACUGUGUUUCAGUCAGUUGGUCAAUAUACCAAGGCUGCACAAUACGUUCAAAAAGCACUAGUGAUGAGAAAAGAAAUCGGUGACAAAAAAGGAGAAGCGACAGACUACGGAAAUCUAGGAAGUCUGUUUCAAUCUGUUGGUCAAUAUACCAAGGCUGAAGAAUAUCUUCAAAAAGCACUAGUGAUAAAUAAAGAAAUCGGAGACAAAAAAGGAGAAGCGUCAGACUACGGAAAUCUAGGAACUGUGUUUCUAUCUGUUGGCCAAUAUACCAAGGCAGAAGAAUGUCUUCAGAACGGCACUAGUGAUCAGGAAAGAAAUCGGUGACAAAGCAGGAGAAGCAUCAGAUUACAGAAAUCUAGGAACUGUGUUUGUAUCUGUUGGUCAAUAUACCAAGGCUGCAGAAUGCCUUCAUAAAGCACUAGUUAUAAAUAAACAAAUCGGUGAGAAAAAAGGAGAAGCAUCUGCUUACGGAAGUCUAGGAACUGUGUUUCUAUCUGUUGGUCAAUAUACCAAGGCAGAAGAAUACCUUCAGAAAGCACUAGUAAUCAGCAAAGAAAUCGGUGAUAAAGAAGGAGAAGCGUCAGAUUACGAAAAUCUAGGAAAUGUGUUCCUAUCUGUUGAUCAAUAUAGCAAGGCUGAAGAAUACCUUCAGAAAGCAAUAAUGAUCAAGAAACAAAAUGGUGACAAACAAGGAGAAGCAUCUGCUUACGGAAAUCUGGGAGCUGUUUUUCAAUCUGUUGGUCAAUAUACCAAGGCUGAAGACUACCUUCAGAAAGCACUAGUGAUCAGGAAAGAAAUCAUUGACAAACAAGGAGAAGCAUCUGCUUACGGAAAUCUAGGAACUGUGUGUUAACGUGUUGGUCAAUAUGCUAAGGCAGAAGAAUACCUUCAAAAAGCACUCUUAAUCAGGAAAAAAAUCGGUGACACAAAAGGAGAAGCGUCUGACUACGGAAACCUAGGAACUGUGUUUCUAGCUGUUGGUCAACAUUGCCAGAAAUUAGGGACAAGAUGGCGGUUGCGCGUGCGCACUAAGGCCACAAUGGCUGCGAAUUCGUAUAAGAAAAUGUAUGGAGAUAAGGAAACUUUUUCAAAUAUAUCGAUUAUGAGCUCACGGGUGUUCGGUGCCCGACUCGAAACAUGUUAAGUGCUGUGUAACCCUCGCAUCUGGGUUAAAAAUAGCUAAUUAGAAGUAGGUUUACUUACUUCCUGACGUGGCCACUUUUAUUCCUUGUUGUACGCUCCAUUUCUCCAUACAUUGUCUUAAAAUCUUGCCGAAGUCAUGCGAAAUACUCGUCGAUUAGAGGAUAAACCCUUCACUGAAGUAAAUUUGCCCGACUCGAUAUCACUUCUGCGAUGGAAGAUGUUUCCAAAACAGUCGUUAAAAGGACGAUUUUUGCACUGCAAAAUACUUCCAAAGGCGCAUUAUUUCCCUCAGUUUUCCAUCUGUAGUCCAGUAAUGGACGCCAUGGUUGCGAAUGACACAUUUCGGUCGGACACAGCUUCACAACUCCAAACCCCACAGAAUCGCCAUUUUGUUUGUUGCUACAACUCCAGAGAUGCUUCACGGGAUAUAAACUAGGUUCCAGGCAUUCAAAAUCCUCGAUUAGCCUACCAGGCUUGGUUUUAAAACAAAAUUGUCACGAAAAUGUCACGAAAGGUACAUCCGCGUACUGUUUUGUUGCUAUCAGCCGCUCGGCCGCGUAUAAACCUAACAUUUUCUUGCAAGGUGUUUAAUUCCAGCUUUUUUCUUCGUAAAACAGAUCCACAGAGCUCAAAUUAUUUAAAAAAUCGCAGGGGAUACGCUUUCCCUGACUACGAUAGUUUUUGUCCGCCAUUUUAAAAAUGAGAUUCCGCUGACAAUUGAUCACGGGCGCGAAAUGUCCACGAUUUCUGGCAAUGUAUACCAAGGCAAAAGAAUACCUUCAGAAAGCACUAGUGAUCAGGAAAGAAAUCGGUGACAAAGAAGGAGAAGCAUCUGAUAACGGAAAUCUAGGGGCGGUGUUCCAGUCUGUUAGUCAAUAUACCAAGGCAGAAGAAUGCCUUCAAAAAGCCCUAGUGAUCAGGAAAGAAAUCGGUGACAAAAAAGGAGAAGCAUCAGACUACGGAAAUCUAGGAACUGUGUUUCAAUCUGUUGGUCAAUAUACUAAGGCGGAAGAAUACCUUCAAAAAGCACUAGUGAUACAUAAAGAAAUUGGUGACAAAAAUGGAGAAGCAUCUGAUUACGGAAAUCUAGGAACUGUGUUUCGAGCUGUUGGUCAGUAUACCAAGGCUAAAGAAUACCUUCAAAAAGCACUAGAGAUCAGCAAAGAAAUCGGUGAUAAAGAAGGAGAAGCGUCACAUAACGGAAACCUGGGAAUUGUGUUUAAAUCUCUUGGUCAAUAUACCAAGGCAGAAGAAUACCUGCAGAAAGCACUGGUGAUCAGGAAAGAAAUCGGUGACAAAAAAGGAGAAGCGAACGACUACGGAAAUCUAGGAACUGUGUUUAAAUCUGUUGGUCAAUAUAACAAGGCUGAAGAAUAUCUUCAGAAAGCACUGACGAUCAAUGAAGAAAUCGGAGACAAAAAUGGUGUUGGAGCUUCAUACUUAAAUCUGGGAAAUCUUUGUCGAGAAUUUCAGCUUCACGCGAAGAGUCAAGAAUUUACUAAUAAAGCACUUCAGACAAGUUACGAAAUAGGGGACAUUGAAAUGCAGUUUAACAGCCACCUUGCCAUUGCUCUGAACGCGUUAGUGGCAGGAGGAAGCAUAAAUGAACUACUGCAAAAUCUAUUUGAAAGCAUUCAGAAGUGCGAAGAAAUGCAUGAUUUUUCAAGAGUGAAAGAUCAAUUCAAAAUUUCUUUUUUUGAUGAGCAUGUGUCCCCUUACCUUCUUCUUUGUAGGUUGUUGAUUGCUACAGGUAAUUAUCAUGAAGCCCUUUACGUUGCCGAGCUUGGACGGUCCAGAGCGCUGACAGACGUACUUUCAGAAAAGUACUGUGUGGAUAAAGGGGUAUCAGUCAACACACAGUCAUGGAUUGGUAUUGAGAACAUCAUGAAAAAAAAUGCACUUAGUUCUUGUCUUUAUGUUUCCUGCUUCGAUGAUGAAAUGUACUUUUGGAUCCUCAAGCCAAACAAAAAAUAAUAGAUUUUCGAGAAAAGACACUCCAAGAACGUGCAGAUAAAGUGUUUGGAAAUCAGACAUUUGGUGGCUCUCUUGAUUUACAUCAAGACCAUUGCGAAGAUCGAUCAUUGUUUUCAUGUGUAAGCUCCCCGCCACCAUGCAAACCAUCUCAGAGUGACAGCUUCGAAUCUUUGCGUGCUAUGGAAGAAGAGGAAGACGAAAAUCUCGACUCGAAACCUUUAACCCUUGCUGAUGGUUACAACAUGAUAAUCGCUCCUGUGGCUGACUUACUCCAAGAAUCAGAAAUCAUUAUUGUGCCGGAUAACUUGUUGUAUCCAAUUCCUUUUGCAGCUUUAAUGGAUGAUAAUGGAACGUAUUUAUCGGAUACUUUCAGGAUUCGUAUUGUCCCUUCCUUGACGACUCUUAAGUUGAUUCAGCUCAGUCCAGAAGACUACCAUAGUAAAACCGGUGCACUGAUCGUAGGAGAGCCAGACGUUAGUGAUGUAUACUACCAAGAAAAACUUCUACAUUUAGACCCACUGCCUUGGGCGAGAGAGGAAGCAGAGAUGAUUGGGCGACUGCUUGGUGUUCAACCGUUGCUUGGAAGGGAUGCAACUAAGCAGGCAGUCCUGGAAAGAAUGCAUUCGGUAAGUCUCAUUCACUUCGCUGCUCAUGGUGAUGACAAACGUGGAGAAAUAGCUCUUUCCCCUAUAAGCUCCUGUGAAACUCCACACGAAGAAGACUACUUAUUGACGAUGGCUGAAAUUUCACAAGUUCGACUAACAGCCAAGCUGGUUGUCCUUAGCUGCUGUCAUAGUGCAAGUGGUCAGAUAAGGGCUGAGGGAAUUGUUGGAAUCGCUCGAGCAUUUCUAGCAUCGGGUGCACGCGCCGUGUUGGCGGCCCUGUGGGCUGUAGAUGACAAAGCUACCAUGUGGUUUAUGAACCAUUUUUACGAGCACCUUGUUCAUGGUGAAAGUGCCAGUGAAUCUCUUCACCAGGUCAUGAAGUCGAUGAGAGAGAAUGGGUUUUCUGACGUCAAGCAGUGGGCACCCUUUAUGCUGAUUGGAGAUGAUGUAACAUUCAAAGGUUUGUAUUUAAUAUAAUUUUUAGGUUUUUGUAGCUGUUUUUGGUCAAAAUAUGUGAAAUUAAUAUUCGUGAAAACGCAUUAUUUUCAAAAAUAGUAUUAAGGGAGUUAUACUGAGUUUUGUUAGUUUCUUUAUUUGUUUGUUUUUCUUUUUCCAACCCUAGUCAUGAAAGUGAGGCAACUCGAGAGAAGGCCGAAUUUUAUUUUCCGAUUUUCAUUGAAUAUUUCGUAAAGCAUGCAUGCUCGGAUCUAAAAUAACUAACUAAAAUAAAAAUGUAGAAAACGAUAGUUGAGAUUCCAAAGAGCAUACGAAAACAAUUUAAGUCAUAGAGAAGAGAAGUAAGUGGCUGUCCAGCAAACUUUUUCUUAAGGUUGUACCUGAGGAAAGAAAAACGUAGGCUAUUGCACUGCGCUCCGAGACAGUCGGUUCGCGAAAUUGAGAAAGCGCGAACAGGAAAAUAAAACGCCCCCGCCCCUUUUCUCAUAUUCACGCAGUCGUACUUUUGCACGCCUUUCACCGCGUCAUCCCCACUAUCUGAGAACCCGGAACAGGCUAUAAAAAACGCUCCAUGUAUCUUUCAGGGACAGCUCAGAGGUUUUACGUACUAAUUGCUGGUGGGCGAGAGUUUAAAAGCAGAUGGAACGAUUCCCUCGGUACUUAAUCUAGCCCAAGCAGCUGCAGGAGCAUUUUAUUUUGAAACUUCUCUUUUAUGCAGAUAUUUUUCUGGAAAAUGAGCUAAGGGCAACUUCAUUGUCGUUUUCGUGUGUUCUGAAAACGAGGUUCAGUUUUGUCAUCAAUCGCCUCUUUUAUGAUGCUUGUUUCGAGGAGAAGUCGAAAGAUUUAAUAUUUCCCCAAGACAGUAUUUCAUUCGAUUCAAUUGGGUUUUACAAUACGUUUCGCUUUAGUUCUCUUCGUAGUCGUGAUUUUGUACCAGAGGAGAUGGAUGAUAUUUUGGGCAACCAUUGCACUCGCGCUGCAAGGGAUAGCAUGGUUGGUUUGAUAUCAAUCUCCUGCUUCAAGAUAUAAUCUGAUCAGUAUACAAACAGCAAACGCAGGAAAUUAAAAUAAAGUGAAAUAUUCUCACUGCAUACAUUAUUGGCCCGUGGCGCGGGAAUUAAGUAAUUUCGUAAAUUCCGUAGUGUUGGGCCUGCGCGCUGGUGGCAUGAUUCAUUAGGGACCUUCGUUAGAACUGCUUAGUUUUUGCCCGCCUCUUGGCUAGUUCAACGCAGGUUAGUGGAAAUGACUUGGAAAUUUCGCCUCUCCCACCUCCCCUGGUGGCGGUUGACGUCGCUAACCCUCAUUAUUUGGCAUGCCUAAUGUCCUGGCAGUCGCGGUUGCCUCCCAUAACUUAGUUCCCCCAUGUCGGAACAAUAGGUAUGCAGUGCGAAAAUUAUACGAAUCGCAUUUAAGCUGAAAGUGAUACAAUACGACUUAACUAAGCUUUUAGCAUAUAACUAAUUUCCUCGAAUUGUAAAGGUUUGCUAUUUGUUUAAAAAAAAUCUGUGUUAGAGACAUUUAGGUAAAACAUUUAGCGCAACGAGCAACGGAAGCAUGUUGAUCGAUGGCUAAAAUAAAUCGUGCAAAGAAUUUAAACGGAAGUGAACCGUCAUGAUUAGUUUUUCUAUUUGCAGGUGCAUUUGAUAAGAGCAGUUUGAAAGAUGGCGAAGGUGCAACGGAAACAAAGAACCUGUAA